Messenger RNA from Aspergillus clavatus NRRL 1, 966 nucleotides. Its product is annotated as DUF821 domain protein. The transcript is spliced from 2 exons. The record is from RefSeq and is a predicted model, not a curated record. Lineage: Eukaryota; Fungi; Ascomycota; Eurotiomycetes; Eurotiales; Aspergillaceae. Bases 1 to 966 code for a protein of 321 amino acids.
AUGGCUCGGGUAGCUAUCCGACGCGGCCAGUUAUACAUCAUCAAAACCCUUUGUAAAGGCGAGGAUCAUCGACGCAAGAUUCUAGGAAUCCUCAGUUCCAUUCAUCGAGCACUCAUAUCGGCUCCAGACCCCGCUGCGAUCCCGGACACCGAAUUCAUCUUCUCGGUGGAGGAUAAGCUCGAGGGCGUUGCCGGUUUGGGACAUCCACUGUGGGUGCUGACUCGGAAAGCUACUGAGAAAUAUGUCUGGCUGAUGCCGGACUUCGGCUUCUGGUCAUGGAACAACGGCAAUGUGGAUAAUAUGAUCGGCCCCUUUGACGGGAUCGUCGAUCAUAUUCGACAGAACGAGAUACCUUGGAACGAAAAGAUCGAUAAGCUAGUAUGGCGUGGAAAGCUUAGCUUUGCCCCGAAGCUGCGUCGCACGCUUCUUGAAGCAGCCCGUGCUCAGCCCUGGGGGGACGUUAACGAGCUAGAGUGGAAGAACAAGGCCAAUUUCCUGAGUAUAGAGAUCACUGCAAGUACCGGUUCAUCGCGCAUGUCGAAGUUAAGUCGCUCCUAUUCCGCGUCUCUCAAGUACCGGCAGGCCUGUCAAUCCGUUGUAGUGAUCCAUAAGCUGCAGUAUAUCCAGCAUCACCACUACCUCCUCGCGUCGUCCGGGCCUCAUCAAAAUUACGUCGAGGUGGAAAGAGAUUUCUCGGACUUGCAAAGCAAGUUGCAAGACCUACUCGAUCAUCCAGAUAAAGCGCAGAGGAUUGCCAAGAACAGCAUCAGGGUGUUUCGCGAUCCCUAUCUUACACCCGCGGCGGACGCAUGUUACUGGAGAGCUCUGUUGCAGGCGUGGUCCGCGGCAUCUCCGGGGAUGGCAGCCAGCAAGCUCUCGAAGGGCCUUCGAUUUGAGACCUUUGCAUUGCUCGGGUCGAGUGAAAUGCUACAUUCUGCUAUGGAUCAACCUCCGGACAUAUUUUAG